UUUUUUUUUUUUUUUUUUGUGUGUGUGAGAGCUUGUAUUUUGUGUUUGAUUUCUGUUUGUGGUUUUUGCUUGUAUUUUUUCUGGAGACAACCCUAUUGAUGACUCUAGUUGCCAUUACACAACACAAAAUCCAACAGAACUACAGUGUUCAUAAUUUUUUCUCAACAUAAAUUCUACAAGCUCUAGCUAGCUGCUGCUGCUGCUGUUGUUCUUGUGCUCGUCCUCGUCUCACUCCCAAAUCCCAAUUCUAAACCCCACGCCUCAUUCAAAGCUCAAAACCCAGAGAAUUAAUUCAACCAAUACGAUCGAGUUUUCUGAUAUGGAUUUUGGGCUACAAUUGAAACCCGGGUCAGGUCCACAACAAUGGCGGGGUUAUUCUCAUUAGGUGGAGGAGGGCGAGGAGGCGAUAACCAAGAAGAAAACAACAACCAAAGCAGCGAGAUUCCACCAGCGGAGACCCUAUUCUGGUACAGCAAAAACGACGACGUUUCAUCCUAUCACCGAGGGUUUGAGCUAUGGAACCAGCAUCAGGAGCACCAGCACCAUCACCACGCGAUGCAUCAUCCACAUGCGCGUCCACUCCUGCAGCGAGAUCUUUACUCCUCCGGAGUGGGACCCAGCCGCGGCGGCAUCUCCGAUGAUCACUCGUCGUCGAGAUCGGCGGCGUUCGUGGCGAUGCGCGCAGCCGGGGCCGAGGGAGGAGGAAUAAGCUGUCAGGAUUGCGGCAACCAGGCCAAAAAAGACUGCCCUCACAUGCGGUGCAGGACGUGCUGCAAGAGCCGCGGCUAUGACUGCCAAACCCAUGUGAAAAGCACAUGGGUUCCGGCUUCUAAACGCCGUGAGCGCCAACAGCAGCUCAUGGCGUUACAUCAGCAACAGCAAGAACAACAACAACAGAGAGACAUCUCCAAGCGGCCGAGGGAUUCUCGUUUGUCCUCGUCAGGGUUAGAGGAAGAAGGGCAUUUUCCUUCUGUGGUUAGUUCUCCAGCGGAAUUCAGAUGCGUGAGGGUUAGCUGCGUGGAGGACUCUGAUGAUAGAUACGCAUACCAAACCGCUGUGAGCAUUGGAGGACAUGUGUUCAAAGGAAUCCUCUAUGACUAUGGUCCUGAGAAUAGUAACAACAACAACAGUAAUAAUAAUAGUAAUAAUUACAUGGCUGGAGAAACCUCUGCUGUUGCUGCAACAGCUCAGCCCUUGAACCUUGCUGCUGCUGCUUCUUCAGCUGCACUUAUUGAUCCUUCGUCUUUGUAUUCAGCUCCGGCUAACGCAUUCAUGGCUGGUAGUGGUACGCAAUUCUUCCCUCACACAAGAUCUUGAAAAAGGAAAAAAAAAAACAAAGAAAACGGGGAUUGCGUGUUGGUUGUGUCUCACUCUCUCACAGUUCUUCUCUUUCACACCAACUUUGUGUUUCUAGUAGCAUUUGAUGAUGAUAUUGUUGUUGUUGAUGAGAAUGAGGCCUUGUGGUAAAUUUGACACUCAUAUUUUGAAGUGGGAGAGGAAAAAGAAAAGACAGGAGAGAAAAAUAUAUAUAUAUGGAUGGAUGUUUAUUUUUAUUUUUUUUGUGCAAAUUAUUAAUGCUUAGUUCAAAGAUAGAUCAUUCUUCUCCAUGUUGAAAAACUAGCUCUAAAGUUUACUUGUUUCUUAGCUUUGUACGAUAUAAGGACACAUCUGGUUCUAAUGUUGUAGUUUGGUGUAGAGUGUGUCUU
Messenger RNA from Glycine soja, 1706 nucleotides. RefSeq names its product protein SHI RELATED SEQUENCE 1-like. Gene Ontology annotation, cellular component: nucleus. The transcript has 3 exons. The record is from RefSeq and is a predicted model, not a curated record. NCBI's taxonomy places the organism in Eukaryota, Viridiplantae, Streptophyta, Magnoliopsida, Fabales, Fabaceae. The coding region runs from base 364 to 1317 and encodes 317 amino acids. Gene Ontology annotation, molecular function: DNA-binding transcription factor activity; DNA binding. Gene Ontology annotation, biological process: positive regulation of DNA-templated transcription.